AUGUUAGGGAAUUUAUUGAUAACGAUUGGUACUGUCGUGUUUCUAAAUAAUCGUAGCUACAGUGCGUAGCUCCAUCUAGGAGCGUCGGCUACCGACGUCCGCCGCGGCGGCGACAGAGUCAACAUCCGGCGACGCAGAGAUGCGCACGUUUCGGCGCUCGCCGAGGGAAAAGGGACGCCGCGGUCGUGACUUCGGGACAUGAGAGCGACGAUGAAGAAGCCCGCCAGCCUGCACAGCAGCACCUGAGGAGCACGCUUGCUUCCAUCAGUACUUGUCCAACGAGGAAUUCGGCCGGCUCACUUCGGAUUUACGCAGAGGCCCGGUCUUUAGGACCCGUGAAGCACAUCAUUCCGAAACGCGGCCGAGAGAGGCUAACUUUUUCCACCAACGAGAGCCAUGUCAUCAGGUGCAGGUUCCAGUGGAACUGGCCGGGGGCGUGGUUCAUCACUGGCAGACAAUAAGCCAGAGAGCAAAGAAGCGAAGCCUAAUCCAAAGAUGUCGAAAGCUUUAGGAACUUCCGCCAAAAGUGCAGGACCUAAGGGAGACAAUUUAUAUGAAUGGGUAUCAACAAUACUUGGACCUCCAGGUUCAGUUUAUGAGGGAGGAGUAUUUUUUUUAGAUAUACACUUCUCUCCAGAAUAUCCAUUUAAACCUCCAAAGGUUACAUUCCGAACACGUAUCUAUCAUUGUAACAUCAAUAGUCAGGGUGUAAUUUGUUUAGAUAUUUUAAAGGACAAUUGGUCUCCUGCGUUAACCAUUUCAAAGGUUCUAUUGUCCAUCUGUUCUCUUUUAACAGACUGUAAUCCAGCGGAUCCUUUAGUAGGAAGUAUAGCAACACAGUAUCUACAAAAUAGAGAAGAGCAUGAUCGCAUAGCACGGCUUUGGACUAAACGUUAUGCUACAUGAAUGACAUUUUGAAGAAAAAAAAAAAAGAAACUGAUCUCCUUGUUCUUUCAAAGCGAACUUAAGGGAGCCCGUUUAACUACAUUAAAAUUUUGAUUAUUCGGACAUUGAUCAAUUAUUUUUGAUAAAUUAAUAAGAAUAAUUACAAAUUUUUUUUUAAUUAAUCGAACGUAGGUUUAAAUUUGUUUUAAUGUGGUAUUUUUCUUUAAGCUAUAUUUCAAUUAAAAUUAUUUGUCAUGGUUUAGAAUAUUGUUACGUUAAUCAUAUAUACAUAUAUUUUCAUUGGUAAAUUGUGAUUAUUUUGCAGACUUAUUAUUUCACUAGUCAGCAUUAAGGAAAAUUACCUUACAUUAAUGAAAGCUAAAUAGCUAACAAAGAUGUUCGAUUACUCGAAGAAAUAUUACGAAAAGUGCUUGAUAAUUUUUUUUGUUUAUGUUUAAAGUACAUUUCUUGAUAAAUAUAAUUAGUGACUAUAAAUGAUCAUUCGAAUAAUCACAAUUCAGGUUCUCUGCACCUUCGAAAACUUAUCGUAUGUAUAUGUAUAUCUAUCGAAGGAUUGCUUUAAAUGAAAGACUCUUUAAGAUCGUCGAUACGAUCAUUGUGAUGUGCUUUUAUAUCGAGUAUGUAAAUGUGCCUAAGAUGAAUGAAUGUGCGUGCAUGUGCUACCUUGCUAACUCUCAUUUUCACCCCGCAGCUCUUGAAAUAUUUAUAUCUUCCAAAAUGUAUUCUUGUGAAUACUGAUGAUGCCAUUAAAAUAUACAUUUAGCCCUAACAUUUAAUCUUAAAUAAUUUUGCCAUUUCAUUGAUCUUUAUGAAGAUAUUUUUUUUUUUAGAAUAAAUUUGUAUAAAAAAUACGUGCAUCAAUUCGACUCAAAGUUUUAUAGUAGAAUUCUUUUGAGCAGUAAAUUUUUACAUAACAAUACAUUUGAUGACUGAUAUUAACAAUUGAUAUUAGUAUAGCGUAUUUAAUUCAAGAAAAUAGUUUUUAUUCUAAAAUAUAAAUCUUUACUCUCACACUAUACAAAUCUUUUUUUCAAAGUAAAGAUUAUUGUACAAUGUCUUCCAAAAUUAGAAGUGAUUUAUUUUUCAAGAUAAAACAACAGAUUGGAGUUAUGCAUUUAUAUAAUAUAUAUUUUCGUAAUUACAAUAAAAAUCUCUUAGGUUUUUAGAUUUUCUUAAAAGUGCGGCAAAAGGGUGAAAAAGUGAAAGUGAGGGCUUUUCUGUCUUUUCCUUUUUCCUUCGUUUCUUUUAUUUGCUCGUUUUAAAAAUUGCGAUAGUAUUUAAAGUGGUAUGUCCAUUGAGAGUAUCGAAUAAUAUUAAUAGGUUAGGCAAUAUUAUGAACAAUACAAAUAAUCUGACUUGUAAGUAAUUAGGCUGGUAGUUAUCGUAAGGGUCCCUUUAAGAUUUCGAAUUGUUCAUAUAAUUGAUUAUCGAAAUUAAUUUCUACUUGAUCAUAUUUCAUUCCAUCGAGAUAAGAAAAAAGAAUGCAUACUAGGAAGAGAUUUUUUACAUAAAUUUCAAUCCAUUUAUUCGGUAACAAUAACGCCUAUGAAAAACUAAAUUUUGAUAAUACUGUUGUAAAUGUAAUAUAUAUCAAUGCGCCUUUCAAGAUGGUUUUAAUCGGGCCCAUAAAAAUUUAAAUCGCUGUAAGUGUAAAUAAACAUAAUUUUCUCUAUGUUAACAAUAUAAAAAUUCAUAGUCCAUGGAUCCCAUGAAAUUUGUAUUGAUUGCAUUAACAAAUAAUUCAAGAAAUCCUUGAAUAAUUUUUCUUAUAAAAUGUUUAGAAAUGAAUGAAUGAAUUUUAAAUUUGGUAUGACCAAUUCGUAUAAUUCAUCUAAUUCAUAUAAUCAAUUAUUUAACAAAGUCAAACAUAUACCAAUUAAUUAUUAAUUAUAAAUUAAUUAUUAGUUAAAAGAUACAUUGGUAUGAAAAUUGUAUUUAUCUAUUAAUAUUGCAAAUUGAACAGUAAAAGUCUCAAAAAUUUAAACAAUUUACUGUCUUAAUUAUUUCAUUUAUUGCUUGUACAGUUUAUGUCGCAUAGAGGAAUUUUGUUUUUUAUUUGAUUGAAAUUACUGACGUUGAGAUUCUUGUAAAUAUAUUCUGUGAAAUUUUUAAUAAAAUGAUCUAUGGAUCUUUUGGACCCCAGAAAUUGUAUAUAAGUCGUACGUAGAAAUUUGCUCUUUUGUAAUUAAAUGUGAAAAAAAAGUAAAAACAUUUUUAACAAAGCGUGUUUUAUCAUACAAAUUAUGUAAAGGAAAUUGUUUAAACGAUUCUUUGAGUCAUUUAAAGAAUCGCAAAGGGAAGAGGUUCCAAUAAUUUUCAAAGUAUCCUAACAACUUUUUGUAAUUCAUGCAAAAAAUCGUUUAAACGGAUUCCUAUCCUAUUUUCUCCUGUGAAUUUCUUUUACUUUCUUUUCAACAAAUAGUUGUAAGACGCUACAAGAGAGCAUCCUAUAUGAUUAAUAAAUGUUAGUCAGCUAAUCUGAGCUGUAAGUGAAUAUAGAACAAAAUAAAAGAAGAAAAUCUGGUCGUAUAGAAUUUUUUAUUGGUCUUUAUCUUCGAGUAAUUAUUUUUAUUUUAAUUUCUUUUUAAGACAAUACUUGUUUCUUCAAAACAAAACUUGAAACACACAAGUAAUUGAAAUGCGUAAAUAUAAUUUCACGUUAAUAAUUAACAUUACAGUCAAUGAUUGGAAAUCAAUGGAAAUAAUAGUCAAUUGAGCAUACAAACGCAAUGCUUACUUAAUAUAUUUUAUUUAUAUAGAUAAAAGCUAUAUGAACAAGACGUGCUAGAGUGGUCUGCCCUUAAAGAACGUUAAUAAUAUACUAAUUAAUGAAUUAAAUUACAAGUAGAAAAAUAUUGUAAGCGACUAAAUGCCACAAAAGAAAAAAAAAAACAACUAU
This is a messenger RNA of Heterotrigona itama, 3805 nucleotides long. The record is from the annotation of a GenBank genome assembly. NCBI's taxonomy places the organism in Eukaryota, Metazoa, Arthropoda, Insecta, Hymenoptera, Apidae.